Rubroshorea leprosula is the source of this 845-nucleotide messenger RNA. The record is from the annotation of a GenBank genome assembly. Lineage: Eukaryota; Viridiplantae; Streptophyta; Magnoliopsida; Malvales; Dipterocarpaceae.
AUAUCCAUAGUUUGCUAAGAUUCAAAGAUGAAUUUAACGCUUCUUUUUUGCAUCAUUUUCUGCACUUGCAUCAGCAUCUGCUUAUCUGAUUCAGGUAAUCUCCAGGAUACUUGUCCAAGAGGAAGCCAAACCGCAUUCAUCAAUGGUUUGCUGUGCAAAAAUCCAUCCGACGUCAGUGCCUCGGACUUCGGGAGUUCAAAGUUGGGGGAUGCUGGUGAAAUUGACAUCGUAACGCGUUCAGCAGUGUCCAUUGCCACAGCCAAGGACUUCCCUGGGCUGAACACUCUAGGCCUCUCAGUUGCUAGAACUGACCUUGAGUUAGAUGGCAUUGUGGUGCCUCACUCCCACCCUAGGGCCACUGAGAUGUUCUUUGUCUACAAAGGGGAAGUGGUUGCUGGCUUUAUUGACACCAAUAAAAAUCUCUUCAAGAAGAUCCUGCGUGAAGGAGAUGUGAUUGUGUUCCCCAGAGGCCUGCUUCAUUUUUGCUACAAUAAUGGCUUCGAGCUUGCAACAGCCUACUCCUUUUUUAAUGGUCAGAAUCCGGGAGUAGUAAGCAUCACUGAUGCCAUAGUCAGUUCUGAUUCUGAUAUUAUGAGCAAGAUAAAAAAGAGGUUGAUUUCUGCUUCUGAAUCAGAAGUAUCAUAUAACUAGUGCUAUGCUGUCUGGAUUCUCCGGUCUACAUUGCAUGAAACCUUGUAAGAUUUCUUCACAGAUGUGUAAGUUUGUUGGUUGCUAUAAGGAGUGCUAGUAUUUAUUUGCCUCUUGUAAACUUGAACUUGUGUGCAUCAUCAGCAACUGAAUUUUCUUCUUUUUGCUUAUCGAAAGUUGGGGAGAUUCAAUGUGUA